AUGGCUGCAUCGAUUUCCCGAAAAUCGUCGUUAAGUCAGAUAGCAACACAUUCUGGUUCCAGUGACACGUGUCGUGUAUGCGGAGACGGUAACGCAAAGACGCACUACGGUGUGGUGACGUGCUUCGGAUGCAAAGGAUUCUUCAGACGAACGCUGAAACGACCCUCGGAGUACGCAUGUCGACACAAUGGAAAUUGUGUUGUGGAUAGGCAUGAGAGGAAUUCGUGCAGAUACUGUCGUUUCAAAAAAUGCAUCGAAGUUGGUAUGGACCCUAAAGCCGUCCGCCCCGACCGCGACGCCACCGGCCGCCACUACCAAGGAAGGCAACGAAGAUCAAAGUUGUCAGCAGAAGACGAAGGGGAGGUAGAUGCAGAAUGGAUGAGAAAACUUCCAGUUGAUAUGAGAACUACUCUCAUGCAACUUCUAAAUAUUGACCUAAUCGUUGGAGGAGGUGAUGGGCAUACUGAACCAUCAAAGAUCUAUCCAUUACCAUUUGCCACAUCGAUCAAGCAGUUGUUAGAAGAUCCGACGCUAUUAGAUGGAAAACGAACCGAAAUGAGAUAUGAGGCAUUUCGAGAAAUCAAUCCUGAAGAGCUUCCAUGUAUUGCUCAUCGAAGAUUGAUUGCCAUGAUCGACUGGGCUGAUCAUUUGUUCGAUAUGAUGGAUGUCAAUAAUAUGGAUGAUAAAGUUGCCAUCGUCAAGGCUAGCUACGGACCAUUGAUGAUUUUCAGUCUGUGUGCCAACACGGCUCGUCAUAAGCAGCAAGAUAUUGUGUGCUUGAGUACAUUUGGCUAUAUUGCAAGAUAUGCACCAAACUCGUGGGCCGAGCCAUACCACUUCGGAAAUCAACUAGCCGAACGUUGCAUUGACGAACUCAUUGAUCCAUUGAGGAAAAUGAAUUUGAAGGAAGAAGAAAUUACUCUUCUGAAGGCAAUCGUUGUAUUGAAUCCAUACCUCAAAACCCUCACCCAAGACGGCUCCGAAGCCAUCAUGGAUCUUCGUGAUCGCAUCCAAGAGACCCUCUACCACGUAGUCCGUGAAACCCAUCCAAAAGAAGUUGCAUCAAGCAGAUUCGGAAAUCUCCUACUCUUCGUUCCAUCCGUAAUGAUGCUCGGAAGACUUGUGAUGGAGAAUCUCUCAUUCGUGGACAGCUUCGGACAAAUGAACGAUCGUCUAGUGCAUGAUCUUCUCCAGGAGGCCCCGAAGGUUGAGCAUUCCCCGAACAACGGAUCCCCACCACAAGGAUCCAUGGACACCUCCCCAUCACCCCCUAUCAAUGGACACACGUCACAGGAUGAGCAACUGGGGCAGUCGAAUGGUCUGGCUAGAAGACACAGUGAGCCAAGAAUGGUGCACUCGUCGAGUUCCAGUUCUAUAGAGAGCCUGAAUUCCUAUCAAUCGGAUACAGCGGCGUCAUAUCAGAAUCAAAUUGGCACGCUACCGUAUAAUUUGUCCUGUAACUCUCUCCCAGCUCAAGUCAACGAUUUUGGUGUCUCUCUCAACGGCGCGUCGUCGAUGCCAAAUCUCGAAAUGGCCGAAUGUGAUCCGGACUACAACGUCACAAUCACACCAGACAUGUACGGAGACAUGCGUCAAGCGAUGAAUGUUGCUCAUGGCGGUGGUAUGGAAAUAGAUGACGUCCAGCAGCAGCAGCAGAAUAAUGGAGGAAUGACACCGAACAUGGAGAGAAGGGAUUCGAUGCAACAUCCACAGUCACCGACAACCGCGCCAAUGUUUUAUAUUUCGACUGUGGAGAGUACGAAACACAAGUUCACGGUUACUACAACGUCGUAUGAUAGAUUCCAAAACGGCGCCAACGGCCACGCGUACGGUGAAAACGGCGCCAAUGGGUACCCCCAACCCGGAAUGCCCCAACAGUCUGGCUCCUUUGGCCAAAUGCCAUCCACGAAUCAACACGAACCACUGUGCAAAACCAACAGUUUGCCACCCCAAUACAUGACACCUCAACAGUCCCAACCCCAAAAUCAACCAGAUUACAAUCAAGUCAUGUAUCAGAAUCAAAUGGAGUGCGACGACGCCAACUAUAUCAAUUUCAAUCCACCCAGCUAA
Caenorhabditis briggsae is the source of this 2070-nucleotide messenger RNA. It is a transcript of the gene Cbr-nhr-119, whose product is annotated as Protein CBR-NHR-119. Lineage: Eukaryota; Metazoa; Nematoda; Chromadorea; Rhabditida; Rhabditidae. The coding region runs from base 1 to 2070 and encodes 689 amino acids. The transcript is spliced from 9 exons. Gene Ontology annotation, biological process: regulation of DNA-templated transcription. Gene Ontology annotation, molecular function: sequence-specific DNA binding; zinc ion binding; DNA-binding transcription factor activity. The record is from RefSeq and is a predicted model, not a curated record.